CGAAAAUAAAUUCCUGAAAUUUGAAUCGCACAAAGAGUAAAGCUGAGAAGUAAACCCAAAGUCACCCAAAUUUCCUCAUCAUCAAUAUUAUACUCCUCCCUCAGAUGGAACACCCCAAAAUCGUGUCCGAAAAAUGCUAAAGCAUCCGAAAAACGCCGUCAUGGUUCUCGCCCGCUGCUUCUCCGAUCUCGACCGGCGCCUCCUCCUCCUCAUCCUCAUCCCUCCCCUCUCUCUCAUCGUCUUCUUCUCUCUCUCCUCCUUAUCCCCUGUCCGAUCCUUCAUUCUCGGCCGCACGAUCCUUCACCCCCAGCAAGCCGUUAUGCUCAACUCCACUGACUCCCAACAAAGCGACGUCGUAUUCGCUCCCUCGUCCUGGAAGGAUGAGCUGGAUCGCUCGAGAAUCGCGGUGUGCUUGGUCGGUGGGGCCCGGAGGUUCGAGCUCACCGGGCCGUCCAUAGUCGAGAAGAUACUGUUAGAGUAUCCGAAUUCGGAUCUUUUCUUGAAUAGUCCGAUGGACUCCAACGCCUUCAAGUUCUCGCUACUCAACUCCGCCCCGAGGCUCGCGGCCGUCAGGAUUUUCCGGCCCAAACCGAUGCCCGAGUCCGAGUUGCAGCUCCGAGUCUUAACCGCCCACAACUCGCCGAACGGCAUCCAGGGUCUACUGCAAUAUUUCAAUCUUGUGGAAGGCUGCCUGACACUAAUUCAACAAUACCAGAAGCAGAACAACUUCACCUACGACUGGAUAGUCCGAACCCGGGUUGACGGGUACUGGAACGCCCCGCUCGACCCGAAAUUUUUUGUACCGGGCAAGUACCUAGUCCCACCGGGUACCAAUUAUGGCGGACUGAACGACCGGCUUGGAAUCGGGGACCUCAACACCUCCACAGUGGCCCUCUCUCGCCUCUCCUUAUUACCUCAGCUGGACGCUGCAGGGUUCCACCAACUCAACUCGGAGGCGUCGUUCAAGGCUCAGCUCACCACCCGAAAGGUCACUCCUGUCUUAAAACGACUCCCAUUUUGCAUAGUUACAGACCGGAAGUAUGAUUUCCCGCCAGUGCGUUUUGGAGUUCCAGUUGCAGCCAUUUCGAGCCCAGGCCCAUUGAGUGGAGUGAAAUGCAGGCCUUGCAAGCCAGUGUGCCAAGGCCCAUGUGUAGGAGAUGUUAUGGAGGGCCUGAACAAAGGGUGGGGCUGGACCGACUGGGCCAAUGGAACCCUGGAGCUUUGCAAUGCGCAUGGGGAUUUUGACGAGGGUUGGGAGAAGAUGUUUGAUAAGGUAGCUGGGAAGAAAUUGAGUUCGGAGCGAAAACGAGUAUGGAAAUUGACAGUGGAGAAGUGCAUUGCGAACUUUAAUAAGAUGAGAAACCGGACAGGGAUCUGGGACACACCGCCGGUGGACGAGAUUUGUAAGACAGGGAUCACCUCUGGUCCUAAGUGAAGCUACAAGCUCGUCACGGAACAAGAAACUAACAACAACAAAAACAGCAUACAGGCACAUGCACUCUUAAACACAAGGCAUACUCGUAUAGAGAUAGUUUUGGUUCAUGUAGAAUCGUUUUGGUUGUAGUGUAUAAUGUUUUGUCUAAUAUAUGAAUUGUGGAUGUUCAUUUUUAAAAGAAAUGAUGAAGAGUUUAUGGUA
Molecule: messenger RNA, 1636 nt
Organism: Argentina anserina (silverweed cinquefoil)
Lineage: Eukaryota; Viridiplantae; Streptophyta; Magnoliopsida; Rosales; Rosaceae
Exons: 2
Coding region: 134-1435 (433 amino acids)
Source: RefSeq, a predicted model, not a curated record